Molecule: messenger RNA, 518 nt
Organism: Drosophila sechellia
Lineage: Eukaryota; Metazoa; Arthropoda; Insecta; Diptera; Drosophilidae
Exons: 1
Coding region: 46-351 (101 amino acids)
Source: RefSeq, a predicted model, not a curated record
AAGGUCAUUGCUUUAGUGUUUGUUUCCAAAUUAUUUUCAAAAAUCAUGUCCAGCCAGCCAAAACACUUGAACGUUUAUGUGCCGCCGAUCAGCAGUUUUCCGGAAGCCAGUUUUCUGGGCGGCUAUGGACUGCAGAAUCGCAUGGAGCUGCCCAAGACCACGGAAGUCCUUGAGGAUGUCAUCGAUGAGCGGGACGCGCACUUCCUCUACGUAAUCGAUAGCCAGGGACGCCUGCUGGAGCACAUACGUUACUACGGGGACGAUUACCGGAUGGCUCUGCGUGAGGCCUUCACCACGAAAGUCCUUGACCAACAGAAUACUGGCGCAGAUCUCCCAUUGAAUCGGGAAUAGCGAAACGAGGAACCGUACCAGUGCACACAACAAAUGAAUUAACUGUUUCAAUUAGAGCACUUCAUUGCUCGAUGGCCGGAAAAUCAAGUACAAAUUCGCUGUAAUUCCCGCCUGGUUGGUUACAUGAGAAUUUAUGAAAUAUAGACAAUUUGAAUUCAACAAAUUAA